This is a messenger RNA of Marchantia polymorpha subsp. ruderalis, 2896 nucleotides long. The record is from the annotation of a GenBank genome assembly. NCBI's taxonomy places the organism in Eukaryota, Viridiplantae, Streptophyta, Marchantiopsida, Marchantiales, Marchantiaceae.
CGACGGCCAAGGAGCCAAAGGACCAGGAGCGAGGAGAGAAAGAGAGGCCGGAACGACGACGAAAGGAAGAAGGGACGUAGCGGAGCGGAGGAGGAGGCCAGGGACGGAAUCGCAGCUUUAUUUGGGGAGCGAGUGAAUGCCGCGGCCCGUUAGCACGCUCCCGAGAGUUCUUCUUGCUGGCCCCCGAAGGCGAGGGAGGAAGGAAGGGCGGAAGGGAGGACGAGGAGGGAGGAAGGCCGGGCUCGCGAAAGCUUCACAUUCGGCCUGUCGCUCCGACAUUCGUCGACGAACGAGCCUUCUCCACUGCGACCUGCGCGAUCGGAUCUCUCUGUCGUCGGGCUUCUCAGGGUUGGGACGCAUCGGCUUGACCGGGCUCGGACCGCAGCAGACGAGGACGAGCACGAGGACGUGACCAAGUGGUAGGACGAGGAUUUUAGAGCAGACGGGGCGAGUAGAAUCGGAAAAGUGGAGGAGCAGGUGAGUGCGGGAGAAGGACGAGGAGGACGACGAGGAGUACGAGGGCGAGGAGUUUGAAGGGCUGGAAACAGGGUAACAUCGGAGGUCGGACAGAGGUGGUGUGUUUUUCGUGGAGGACAGCAAGCGAUGGCCAUGGUAGACGAGCCGCUGUAUCCGAUUGCAAUAUUAAUAGACGAGCUGAAGAACGAUGAUAUUCAACUGAGGUUGAAUUCCAUCCGCCGCCUUUCCACUAUUGCGCGGGCUUUAGGCGAGGACAGGACGCGGAAGGAGCUCAUUCCUUUCCUGAGCGAGAACAAUGACGAUGAUGACGAGGUUCUCCUCGCGAUGGCCGAGGAAUUGGGCUCGUUCAUCCCUCACGUCGGAGGCGUGGAGCACGCGCAUGUGCUGCUGCCGCCGUUGGAGACUCUGUGUACUGUCGAGGAGACAGUUGUGCGCGACAAGGCUGUGGAGUCGCUCUGUAAGAUUGGAUCUCAAAUGAAGGAGCGCGAUGUAGUCGACUGGUUCAUUCCCUUGGUCAAGCGACUUGGUGCCGGCGAGUGGUUCACUGCCCGUGUUUCUGCCUGCGGGCUCUUCCACAUUGCAUACCCCAGUGCUCCGGACCUUCUUCGUGCUGAGCUAAGAUCAGUUUACAACCAGCUGUGUCAUGAUGAUAUGCCCAUGGUCAGAAGAUCGGCUGGCCUGAACCUUGGAAAAUUUGCCGCGACCGUCGAGCCUGCUAACUUGAAGUCAGACAUUAUGACUUUCUUCAAGGACCUCACUCAAGACGAUCAAGAUUCUGUGCGGCUACUAUCUGUGGAAGGAUGCGCUGCUCUUGGAAAGCUGCUGGAGCCUGCCGAUUGCAUCACAAAUAUUCUGCCAGUGAUCGUCAGUUUCUCACAGGAUAAAUCAUGGAGGGUUAGAUAUAUGGUAGCUAAUCAGCUCUAUGAGCUUUGUGAAGCUGUAGGACCGGAGCCCACAAGGACGGAGCUUGUCCCAGCUUACGUUCGUUUGUUGCGAGAUAACGAGGCGGAAGUGAGAAUUGCGGCAGCAGGGAAGGUUACGAAGUUCUGUGGUAUAAUCAGCGCUCAAUCUGCAAUCCAGCACAUCCUGCCUUGUGUCAAGGACCUCUCAACUGAUUCUUCACAGCACGUGCGCGCGGCUCUGGCAUCCGUUAUUAUGGGCAUGGCCCCCCUAUUGGGGAAGGAGGCUACCAUCGAUCAGCUGUUGCCAAUAUUCCUGGAACUGUUGAAAGACGAGUUUCCAGAUGUGCGGCUUAAUAUUAUCAGCAAACUUGACCAAGUUAACAAGGUGAUUGGUAUCGAUCUUCUAUCACAGUCAUUGCUUCCUGCCAUCGUUGAGUUAGCAGGGGACAAACAUUGGCGAGUGCGACUAGCUAUCAUCGAGUACAUACCGCUUCUAGCCAGUCAGCUGGGUGUAGACUUUUUCGAUGACAAGCUUGGCACCCUCUGCAUGCAGUGGCUUGGUGAUAAGGUUUACUCGAUUAGAGAGGCAGCAGCAAACAACCUGAAGAGGCUUGCCGAAGAAUUUGGUCCAGAGUGGGCCAUGCAACACAUCAUACCACAGGUGCUGGAAAUGAUAAACAAUCCUCAUUAUUUAUACCGUAUGACUGUGCUGUCGGCCAUCUCAAUGCUGGCACCGGUUGUUGGCGCGGAAGUUACAUGCCAGACUAUGCUCCCAGUUGUUAUUAAUGCAGCCAAGGACAGGGUACCCAACAUAAAGUUCAAUGUUGCUAAAAUGCUGCAGUCUAUGAUACCGAUUGUAGAUUCGACGGUAGUGGAUCAAACAAUCCGCCCAUGUCUUAUGGAGUUGAAUGAAGAUCCAGAUGUAGAUGUGAGAUUUUUUGCUAACCAGGCUCUACUAGCUUGCGAGCAAGUCAUGUGCGCGUGAUCACGAUAAUGGGUCACCAAAAAAAUGUACUUAGUUGAGGAUGGCCAAAUUAGUUCAGCUUUUUUGAGCUACUUUCCUCUGUUACACAGGUUAGUCAUUAUGAAGGGAUUAGCCUUCAUCCUUGGUCAUACAAUUUUCUGUUAGUCCUUGUAGAGAGGUUUGCUGUAGUCUCCCUGCGACUGGAUCUCCAGAUUUUUCUUUGCGUAGAAGGAAAGAGUCUUGUAGGCGAGAUAAGAGACCAAUGGGCUCAUACAGAGCUAACUACGAUUUGGAAGUCUUGAGAGCGUCCACAAGGGGUGGAAAAAUUAUAGAUCGUGCAAUUUCAGAGCUUCAAGAAUUGGAAAAACUCACAGCUCCAGGUAGAUCUCUGAGCUGUGUUAGUAUUUUCAUGCUUGUGUUGAUAUCAAUGCGUUUCAUGCUUUUAGCCUCUUCCUCGAAAAGGAAUUUCCCAAUUUCACAGCUGAUGCUGUUUGCCGUGUGAUGAAGUGGAGGAUAGCAUGCUUCAAUUUUUUAUGCGGAGAUCCGUGUGAAU